Molecule: messenger RNA, 1743 nt
Organism: Durusdinium trenchii
Lineage: Eukaryota; Dinophyceae; Suessiales; Symbiodiniaceae
Source: the annotation of a GenBank genome assembly
AUGUAUCCGAGCAAAUCGGUGCAACUUGGGGAUGAAGAACUCCUGGAAAUUCAGAUUGUGGGCGUCAGUGGAGAUGGAUUCCACGUCCAUGUGCCCAAGUCCCUUACCGGCUCUGAGCUUCGCAGAAUCAUCCGGGAUCGACUUCCAUCGAAACCUGGAGCAAGAGUCGCAGUGAUGAAAGGAACUCAAAAGCUUUCAUUGUCGAAGACUUUGGCCCAAGAAGGGCUGGCACAAGGGGAACCGACUUCUUUGUCCUAUGCCUAUGAGGUGGCUAGCUUGCACGACGCUUGGAGAUGCCUCCAAGGUCAGCCCGUUGAGGAUGAGUCGAUGGCUCUUGAGGGGAUACUGCAGCUACAAGGGCUGGAUAAGACGGCUCCGCUGACGAACCUUGUUAACCUCAAGAGCCUUACCUUUGGCUGGAACUUCAACCAGAUUCUGCAAGGAGUGGCUUGGCCCAGCGGCCUUCAAAGUCUUUCCUUUGGAAAUGAGUUCAACCAAAGUCUGGAAGGAGUGGCUUGGCCCAGCGGCCUUCAAAGCCUUUCGUUUGGCAAUAGGUUCAACCAGAAUCUGGAAGGAGUGGCUUGGCCGAGCGGCCUUCAAAGCCUUUUGUUUGGCAAUAGUCUGGAAGGAGUGGCUUGGCCCAGCGGCCUUCAAAGUGUUUCCUUCGGACAUUCUUUCAACCAGAGUCUGGAAGGAGUGGCUUGGCCGAGCGGGCUUCAAAGUCUUUCCCUUGGUGACGGGUUCGACCAGAGUCUAGAAGGAGUGGCUUGGCCCAGCGGGCUUCAAAGCCUUUCCUUUAGUGACGAGAUCGACCAGAGUCUGAAUGGAGUGGCUUGGCCCAGCAGCCUCCAAAGUCUUUCCUUGGGCGGACUCAACCAGAGUCUAGAAGGAGUGGCAUGGCCUAGACAGCUUGAAAGUCUUUCGUUUGGUGACGAGUUUGACGAGAGUCUGAAUGGAGUAGCUUGGCCCAGCGGCCUUCAGAGUCUUUCCUUUGGCAAUAUGUUCAACCAGAGUCUAGACAGAGCGGCUUGGCCGAGCGGCCUACAACAUCUUUUCUUUGGCGAUAGGUUCAACCAGAGUUUGGAAGCUGUGGCUUGGCCCAGUGGCCUGCAAAGCCUUUCCUUUGGUGAUUGCUUCAAUCAAAGUCUGACUGACACGUCUUGGCCCAACGGCCUUCAGAGUCUUUCAUUUGGCAGUAUGUUCAACCAGAGUCUGACUGGCAUGUCUUGGCCCAACGGCCUUCAGAGUCUUUCAUUUGGCAAUAUGUUCAACCAGAGUCUGGAAGGACUGGCUUGGCCGAGCGGCCUUCAAAGUCUUUCCUUUGGUGGCGCUUUCAACCAGAGUCUGGAAGGAGUGGCUUGGCCCAGCGGCCUUCAAAGUCUUUCCCUUGGUGGCGCUUUCAACCUGAGUCUGGAAGGAGUGGCUUGGCCCAGCGGCCUUCAAAGUCUUUCCCUUAGUGGCGCUUCCCACCAGAGUCUAGAAGGAAUGGCUUGGCCCAGCAGCCUUCAGAGCAUGUCGAUUAGCUCUUGGACCAUGGCCUUCAGGAGAGCACAUUGGCCAAGCUGCCUUGAGUCUUUGGAGGUGACGGGCCCUAGAUCGGAGGUUGCGCAAAUGGAUCUUCCUUUGGCUUUGCGAAGGUUUCAGUGCCAAAUCGAGGAGGAGUUCGAGGAUGACCUUUUCGAGGGGGACUUCGAGGAUGAUUUCAACCACCAAGGUUGGAUGAUCUCAACAUUUGACGCUUGA